This is a messenger RNA of Gopherus flavomarginatus (Mexican gopher tortoise), 2928 nucleotides long. RefSeq names its product synaptotagmin like 3 (gene SYTL3). Lineage: Eukaryota; Metazoa; Chordata; Testudines; Testudinidae. Gene Ontology annotation, cellular component: exocytic vesicle; plasma membrane. The transcript is spliced from 17 exons. Gene Ontology annotation, molecular function: small GTPase binding; neurexin family protein binding. The coding region runs from base 834 to 2693 and encodes 619 amino acids. Gene Ontology annotation, biological process: exocytosis; intracellular protein transport. The record is from RefSeq and is a predicted model, not a curated record.
AGAAUCUGAAGAAGUUUGAAUGCAGAUACUCAGCGUAUCUCUGUAACAGGUUGGACUGGAAUCCCCAAUCCAGACAUCCAUGAAUUUUGGAUUUGCAUCUGAUUCUAGACUCAUACUCGCAGUGUUUUGGAGCCUGUUGCAGCAGUAGCAACCAUCCCCUGAGCCAGGUCCCUGUUGGCUGCCACGGGGUCACCGUCUACAGAUGUUUUACUCCAACUUUGGCCCCUGCAGGAAGGAAGGAAGUGGGGAGAAAAUCAGUUUUUUUCAGUAAAGAAGAAGUGAACUCCUCAAUCUCCAAUGAACAGUUCACUUCCACAUCUCUUCCUUCUGUGGCAGCUGAAAAGGUCCUGAACAAGAUACUAUUUUUAUUCUAGUCACUUCCUACCGUGAAAUUUCUGAAGCAAGAGGUCAAGUAAGACAAGCUCCUUUCCUCUCCUUGCCCAUUUUCUGUGUGAAGGCUCCCUCAACUUGGUGAUUACAAAUAAAACCUUACUUUGGGCUAUUGUCAGUUUUGGAGCCACUCUCAUCAAAAAAAGAACUGUCAUAUGAAAGGCAGCAGACUGUUGUGAUCCUGCUAAAUGACCGUGUUCAUCGAGGGCAGAGACACUCUGGAAAUAAUGAUUUGCAUGGAGAUCAACAUUCUCAUUUUUUUUCUUCAAGAGUAUGACACAGUAGAAGUGUAUCACCAAUGAAAUAAGAGCACAGGCACUUAAAAGAACUCAUAAACCUCCUGAGUGCUACAUUAUACUCCAGACAACAGUAUUAUCUGUCAGCUUGGAUACAGUAGAACUGUGUAGUGCCGGGGUCUCCAAAGGAAGUGAAGUGUGGGGAAAAUGACCUGUGAACUGAAUCUGAACUUCCUUAAGGAAUUGGAACGAGAGACAGUUUUACAGGUCCUGUACCGUGACCAGAUGGUGAGAAAAGUGGAUGAGGAAAGGAUAAGGAAAUUGAAAAUGCAGUUGCAGCAGCUUCAGUGGAAGGGGACAAAAAGUGAAAGCCAUGAAUACCAGGAAAGAUCCUGUGCUCGCUGUCAGAAAUCCUUGGGCCUGGUGAUGAAUAGAGGUGCAGUGUGCAAUGGAUGCAGUCAUCGUGUGUGCUCCGAGUGCCGUGUCUGCCUGAAUCCCUACCUGUGGAAAUGCACCAUCUGUUAUGCUCAUGGAGACAUGAAAGUAAAGACUGGGGAAUGGUUCUUUGAGGAACGUGCCAAGAAAUUCCCAGCUGAAGGUAGACACGAAACAGCUGGCGCAAAGCUCUUGAAAUCUUAUCAAAAACUGAGUAAAAUUUCUGUGGUUCCUCCUACUCCCCCUCCUUUCACUGAAACCACCGGGAGAAACACCGCAAUGGAAAUCAGCCAAUCUAAAAGCUUUAAUAAGUCUGUGGAAAACUUGUUUCUGUCUCUUGCCACACAUAUGAAAAAAAUCUCAAAGUCCCAGAAUGAUAUGAGAGCUGACAAAAGUCUCCUAACUACAGAUUAUGGGCAGGACAUGGAACGGAGGAAGGAAAGGAGGAGUCAGUCUGACACUGCCAUCGAUGCUGCAAACAGGAUAAAAAAUAUACCAACCCUUCAGCAACUCAUCAGUGGGACACGGGACGACAAUGAAGCCUUUACCAAAAGGUAUUGCAAGCAGGCAGAAGAUAUUCCAACCAGUCCCAUGAGUGACACCGUGUUCUGCGGUGGCAAAAAGCAUGGCAGUUUAUAUAGCAUUAACAGCACUUGCACCGAGGCUGGCAAUUUUGACACGGCUAAUGUCACAGGAGAAAUAGAGUUUGCCAUCAGAUACAUCUUUAAAACCUGUACUUUAGAAGUCUGCAUCAAGGCCUGCAAGAACCUGGCUUACGGAGAAGAGAAGAAAAAAAAGUGUAACCCGUAUGCAAAGAUUUAUUUGCUUCCCGAUAAAUCUUCUCGGAGUAAACGGAAGACAGCUGUUAGAAAGAACACAGUGGAUCCGGCAUUCCAUGAAACUUUAAAGUAUAAGAUUGAAUACUCCCAGCUGGAAACACGACAGCUUCAGAUAUCUGUGUGGCACUCAGAAACACUCAAGCGAAGGGUGUUCCUUGGAGAAGUGGUUGUUCCAUUGGCGUCUUGGAAUUUUGAAGACAAUUCAACACAGUCAUUCAGUUGGUACCAGCUUAAAGUGAAGUCUGGAAAGCCUGAAGACAACCUGGUUCAGUACAAUGGAGAACUCCUGGUGUGUGCAAAACUGAUCUUACCAUCCCAGUCUGAAAAAUGCCAGUAUGAAGAGCAGAUGAGAGGAGGGAGAGAAGACCAAGCGUCUGCCGAUGGCCAGCUUCACCUUGUGGUGCUUGGAGCCAAGAACUUGCCUGUGAUGAGAUGUGAUGGCACUUUGAACUCGUUUGUUAAAGGUUGUCUCACUCUCCCAGACCAACGUAAGAUAAGACAGAAGUCUCCUGUUCUGAAGAAAGAAGCCUGUCCUCAGUGGAAGCACCUGUUUGUCUUUGAUGGCGUGACCCCAUCUCAGCUCCGGCAAUCUUGUCUGGACUUGGCCGUCUGGGACCAGGCAUCUUUUGGCUCAAAUGACCGGUUCCUGGGGGGAGCCAGGCUUAGCACAAAAGAACCAUCUGGCACCUGGGAUUCAGACCCCCAAUCAAAAUGUCAGUGGCAGAAAAUACUCAGCAGCCCAAACACUUGGAUAGAUAUUACAUUUACGCUGCAUUCAGAUAUGGACACUUAAGUCCUACUAGCACCCAUGUGACAAGCAUAUCUUCCACACGUGAGCAGUCUGAAAGUAUUGCCCAAGCAUUGUACUCAAGGUUAAGCAGCACAGCAUGCUCUCUGAUCACUUCUGCCUUCUGGAAAGAAACAUACCUUUGAAAAGAGCUCUCCGCACGUAAGCCACUUAUCUAUACAUAAAACAGAACUGUGUAAUUAGAAUCAUUACAAAACUAAUAAAAUAUUAAACUGUUACA